Molecule: messenger RNA, 681 nt
Organism: Aspergillus chevalieri
Lineage: Eukaryota; Fungi; Ascomycota; Eurotiomycetes; Eurotiales; Aspergillaceae
Gene: VPS24
Product: ESCRT-III subunit protein VPS24
Exons: 2
Coding region: 1-681 (226 amino acids)
Biological process (GO): late endosome to vacuole transport; protein transport; endosome transport via multivesicular body sorting pathway
Cellular component (GO): ESCRT III complex; multivesicular body
Source: RefSeq, a predicted model, not a curated record
AUGGAGACCCUUAAGGCGGUCUUUUUCGGGCCCGAUCCCCAGGCUCAGAUGAGAAAAUGCAAUCAACUUAUCCGCGCUAAUACCCGCCAAUUAGACCGCGACAUCACGCAGCUCAAGACCCUCGACAGCAAGACACGACAAUUCAUAUUGAAUGCGUCAAGACGAGCGGAGCGGAACCCCUCGCAGGCAAGACAAGCCACCGUCGAAUUGAAGACGUUCGCGCGAGAACUCGUUCGGAUCCGGAAACAAUCCGCCCGUUUGACCACGAGCCGAGCACAGCUUCAGAGUGUCCAGAUGCAGGUGAACGAGGCGUUUUCGGUCCGCAAGAUUCAAGGAAGUCUGAAAAAGUCGACGGGAAUCAUGAAGGAUGUGAACACACUAGUUAAGUUACCAGAAUUAUCCGGAACGAUGCACCAACUCUCCACGGAGUUGGUCCGGGCCGGGAUUAUCGAAGAGAUGGUUGACGAUGCAAUUACCGAUUCUAAUAUGCUUGAAGAGGAGGAGGAGGAAGCCGACGCAGAGGUGGACAAGAUUUUGCAGGAGAUCUUACAAGGAAAACUCUCCCAGGCCCAAAAGCCGGAGAAGCCUCUGGAAGAAGAGCCGGCCGCCGAAGACGUGUUCGAGGACCAGGAAGCUACGCUUGAACAGAUGCGAGGACGAUUGGAAGCUCUGAAGAGCUAA